Molecule: messenger RNA, 2318 nt
Organism: Haliotis rufescens (red abalone)
Lineage: Eukaryota; Metazoa; Mollusca; Gastropoda; Lepetellida; Haliotidae
Product: E3 ubiquitin-protein ligase TRIM56-like
Exons: 2
Coding region: 127-2262 (711 amino acids)
Biological process (GO): positive regulation of DNA-templated transcription
Cellular component (GO): chromatin; nucleoplasm
Molecular function (GO): zinc ion binding; ubiquitin-protein transferase activity
Source: RefSeq, a predicted model, not a curated record
CCGGGGUGAUCACAGCAUUCAGCACGGUGAAGGCCGCUCUAUAUUGCGGAAGAGAGUUUCAGCUUUUAUAAUGUAAGUUCCCUGUCCGACAAGCGUUGUUCAUCGCUCUACAGAAGGUGAAGGAAUAUGACGUCGACAUCAUCAUCCGGAGAAAUAAUGGUACCUCAAGAAGACGUAACCUGCAGGCUGUGCAAACAGCCUUUCGUCACCCCAAAACUUCUGACGUGUCUCCAUUCGUUCUGCCAGCUUUGUAUUGAAGAACGUCUUACAACCGAGGGCGGAGAACAUGUCUUCCAAUGUCCUCUGUGCAAGCAUCAAACACGAUUACAGACGAAAUCAGCGAGCUCUCUAACAACAAACUUCUAUGUACUCGGGUGUCAAAGGGUGUAUGCUUGUCGCACGUCAAAAGCAUCAGGCUGCGUGGUUUGUUCAAUGAAAGGCGACUUUUCUGAUUCAACUCACCAUUGCCUGGAUUGUGGCGACAAACUUUGUGAAACAUGCUCCAAGGGACAUAACUCUUCAACUCUUACUGCAACACAUCGAGUUGUCUCCCUUGAUGAGAUCAGGCAAGGUCAGUAUGAUAAACACCUUUUUAAAAAAGAGGAGCAGAUGUGCGCAAAACAUUGCGAAGGAUUGAACAUUUUCUGCCAUACGUGUUCUGAAGCACUCUGUGUGCAGUGUGCUUUUGCUGAACACACGAAACACCAGUUUGACACUGUAGAGGAAGCAGCUGAAAAGAGACGUCAGUCCAUGAAGCAGGCACUGACAAUGGUGGUAGCCACGUCUUCCAAUAUCCAGACCUCUGCCAACAAACUACAAGCAGAGAUAGAUCAGUUGAACAAAGAGGAAGAGAUAUUUGUAAGUGACCUGACUUCAUCAGUUGAGGCAGUGAUGGAGAAGAUCAGGAAGAAGAGCUCUGAGGUGUUGGAGAAGGGCAGGAGAAGUUUUGAGGACGAGAGGAUGAAGAGACAAAGGAUGCUGGAGUUGAUGAAUUCUGAGUCUGAAAGGAGGGAGGAGAUUGUCAGAGUGUGUCGACAGGUGGAAGAGGGUGGUGGGUUGACGCUUCUACUGCUUUUCCAAACACUCCAGCAAGGGUUGAAAGAAUUUGCAAAGGCAGUUAACAGUGUGUCAUGGAGGGGGGAUCUGACCACAUACAAGGUGAAAAUAAACCUUCCGCUUGACACAGAAUUUAUUACUUUUCGAGAAGUACGAAUGGUCGACGAUGUGCCAGGUUUCCAUGCAGGUCCUGAGCUUACCCCCCAGUCUUCCAAGCCCGAAUUGCUCAAUGAAACAACGAAAAUGCAAGCCACACAUUCCACAAGUUCUAGCACACAACAAGACCGGACAACUGUCACAACAGCCAAAGAUGAGGGGAAUGGUGAAGUUGUGGGAGCGAAAGAUUCGUCAGCGUCAACAGAAUUCCUGGAGAUAAACCUGCACGAGAUAGAUGCAACAGCUGGAGGGGUUUUACCAUACAAGCGUCAGUUCAGCACAAAAGUCAGUACUGAUAAAUCACAAGCUAGAAUAAGUUCCAUGGCUCUUAAAAGUGAGGGUAGACUUUUGGUUUUGGACGAAUCAAAUGCAAAACUGAAAGAUUUCCAUGAAGAUGGUAAACUUAUUAUCUUAGUGAAUCAGGAUGGAAAAUGUGAUCUUUUCAAGCAGUUUGUGUGUGUUGAUAAUGACAACAUUUGUGCUAUCUAUGAAAACCUCCUUGUUAUAUUAACAAAGCAUUUGCAGGUUGUGUCGAAAACACCCUUGCUUCCAAAAGGAGAAAUGACCUGUGGUCCCAUUGUCGCUAACUUUGGGAAGCACAUCCUUAUCGGUAAUCUGCCAAACAAGGAGAUGCGGGUCAUGACGACAACAGGGAAGGUGGUCAGAAGUUGGACGAGUCAGGUCAAGGGCGCGAUGGAAUCCUUUCGCUACGUAGCAGAUGAUAUAGUGAUCGUGUGCUCUUGGCGAGGGAAAGGGUCUGUGUGUCUCGAGUCAGAGAAGGGCGGCCCUUUCCUCAGGAUCAACGGACACAAACGGAAUGGCAUGAAAUGGCGGCCGUCGGACGCCAUCUUUGGUGCAAAUGGACGUAUCAUAGCGUCUGAUAUGCACAGGAAUGAGAUCCUGAUUUUCGCCCCUGAGGGUAGAGCUCUGUGUGUAGUUGAUACAAUGCAGAACAGUGUGUCUGAACCGCGUUGUGUGAUUUUGGAUAAGGGUGGCAAAGUGUAUGUUUCCUUCAAAGGUGGCAUGGUUGCUGUUUACAAAAUAGCGUGAUCUAUGUGAGAUCUUAGAGAUGAAUCUGAGAAUUGUUUGAUGUGUGUGAGAUCUUA